Molecule: messenger RNA, 1269 nt
Organism: Eurytemora carolleeae
Lineage: Eukaryota; Metazoa; Arthropoda; Copepoda; Calanoida; Temoridae
Product: microtubule-associated protein RP/EB family member 1
Exons: 10
Coding region: 246-1043 (265 amino acids)
Biological process (GO): regulation of microtubule polymerization or depolymerization; protein localization to microtubule plus-end; spindle assembly
Cellular component (GO): cytoplasmic microtubule; microtubule organizing center; spindle midzone
Molecular function (GO): microtubule plus-end binding
Source: RefSeq, a predicted model, not a curated record
UAAGACAGAGAGAAUGAUCGGAGAGAGAUGUUUAAUGUCUGAGGUUUCCAGACAACAGUAAAAAUAUAAAAAUAGUUUUGAAUGACUUGGUGCGUUACCGGCAUCUGAGUGUGGAGCGGUUCAGCAGGUACAACAGGUUGAACCUGCCAUACCAGCUUAACCUACUAGAUAAGCCGGACCUGCCCUACCUGCCCAACCAGCCUGAAUACCCGGCCCCGCCAGAGCUCCCGGACUGGCCGGGCACCAUGGCUGUCAAUGUGUACAGUACAAGUGUGACUACAGAUAAUCUUUCCAGGCAUGAAAUGCUAGCAUGGGUGAAUGAUUGCCUAGAAACUGAUUGUCUAAGAAUAGAGGAGUUAUGUACAGGAGCAUUGUACUGCCAGUUCAUGGACAUGCUCUUUCCAGGAUCAAUCUUGUUGAAGAAAGUGAAGUUCAGUACAAAAUUGGAACAUGAAUAUAUACAAAACUUUAAAUUACUUCAAGCAGUCUUUAACAAACUAAACGUAGAAAAGAUAAUCCCAGUUGACCGGUUGGUUAAAGGACGGUUCCAGGAUAAUUUUGAGUUCCUUCAAUGGUUUAAGAAGUUCUUCGAUGCUAACUAUGAUGGAAGACAUUAUGAAGCGUAUGCACAACGUGGGGGCAUUCUUGUGGGUGGAGAGGAUCGGAAAGGAGAUGGUUGGAUAAAUAAACCAUUAAGAUCUAGUUCAAGGUCUGCUUCCAGUAGUCAUAGUAGUCUUAGAGGCACUCCUUUACAUGGUGUGAAGACGACGCGGCACAUGAUGCAGAGAGCAUAUAGUGAUGCGGGGCCUAAUCUACAUAUCAGACAUUUAACACAGCAGAUUUUAGAUUUGAGAUUAACUGUUGAAGGAUUGGAGAGAGAAAGAGAUUUUUAUUUUGGAAAGCUUCGAGAUAUUGAGGUGGUGGUUCUUGAUAAAGGGAAUGGUUCCUCUUUUUGUCAGGAGAUAUUGGAUACAUUAUACUCCACAGAGGAGGGCUUUGCGGUUCCAGAUGAUAUAGAAAAUGUUGACGAGAACACAUUUUAAACUUAAUUAAUAUCUACAUUUUACAAGGAUCAAUUAAUGGGACUGUAGGCAUAGUUUCAAGUGUCGUAACGUAUCAAAAUUACGCGCACAGUCCCUUUAAAUACAGAAAAUUUUGCUCCAUUAUAGUAUGUAUGAAUUCACUAUUACGGAGUUGUUGUUUAAAGGGACUGUCAGCGUAAUUUCAAGUGACUCUCCAUAUAAUGAUGACAAUGCCCGAAAUACAACC